Molecule: messenger RNA, 5276 nt
Organism: Mauremys reevesii (Reeves's turtle)
Lineage: Eukaryota; Metazoa; Chordata; Testudines; Geoemydidae
Gene: CEP135
Product: centrosomal protein 135
Exons: 25
Coding region: 16-3753 (1245 amino acids)
Source: RefSeq, a predicted model, not a curated record
CUGCCCUGCUGCCUAAUGCGGUACGGGGCAGAGGGUUUCUGGGCCGCCCUGGUGGUGAGCACCGGCUGGGGGGCAGCCGCUGAGCCCGCCUGCAGCCCUUUCCGGUCUCUAGGGCCGGGACCCCGCCCGCGGUGGGCCUACGGGGCAGAUCCCGCGCGGGCCGCUGACACGGACGGGCGGCCGUGCACGCCAGGCAGCCACAGUGGAGGAGAGGCUGCUGGGAGACCACUCCGCGCGGAGGCUGCUGGGAGUCCCAGUGUCGCUAGGGGUUGCUCGCUGUGCGGCAGUUGGUGCGGAACGCGGCGGAGCUCGCGCUUGCCUGGUUGCUGGGGUGACGGGGCGGAAGCGGACCUUCCUCCGCGCGCCAUUUUCAAACCGCUAGUUCGGCCCAGUGGCCGGCGCCGAGGCCUGCAGAGCCGGAGUCGCCGUGACCUUGUCCAUACAACAGAGAGCCUGCGCAGUACAAAGUUAUCUGCUGGAAAAAUUGAAAAAGAAUGCAGCAAUUUUGAUGCUAUUCUAGAACCUUAUAAAGCAGAGAAUGCUAAACUCACCAGGGAAAAUAAUGAAUUACAUUUAGAGAUAUUGAAACUGAAAGAACAAUCUGAUCGUCAUGUUAAAGACUUGAAGGCCACAUUAAGAAAGAUUGAACAUGAGACAGCUGACUUGAAAUUUCUGAAUAAUCAAUAUAUACAUAAAAUUCGAUCAUUAGAGCGAGAUAACAAAGCCAAGACUGAAAAAAUUCAGCAACUUCAGGAGAAGAAUCUACAAGCAGUAGUACAAACUCCAGGUGGCAGGAAAAGAAACAUUCCAUUCAGGCGUCAACUCAUGCAGAUUGAUCAACCUGUCCCUCCUUCAGGAGUCAGUGCCUAUCCAAUUCCUCAGCCAGAUGACCCGUAUGUUGCAGAUCUUCUUCAAGUGGCUGAUAACAGAAUUCAUGAACUUCAGUUGGAAGUAGCCGAAUUGCAGGAAAAGCUGGAGAUAUCUGGACGUGGGGUGAAAAAUUAUAGCAAACAGGUUGAACUGAGAGAUAGAGAGAUAGAACGUUUAGUACUAGCACUGGAUGGUGGUCGCUCUCAUGAUGUUAUAUCUUUGGAAUCCAGAAGUAAAAGUAACGAGAAGCUUAUUGCCCAUUUAAAUUUGCAGGUUGAAUAUCUUCAGCAAACAAACAGAGAGCUUGAGAAUCGCAUACAAGACCUUUUGGACACCAAACAAAAUGUCACUAGUGAAGUGGUUCAUUUAAGCAAUAAAAAUGAAGAACUAUGCCAAGAACUGAGUGAGAUAGACCAUUUGGCACAGCAGUUGGAAAGACACAAAGAAAUUGUGCUUGAGACUGCUGAUAAGGAAAUUGGGGAAGCUAAGAAAGAAAUUAAAAGAAAACAUAGUGAAAUACAGGAUCUUGAAGAAACAAUAGCGAGACUUAAGUCAGAGUUAUGUUCAUGUCGAAGAGAAAAAGAGAGGCUGGCUGAUGAACUCUUUGGAAAAGCAGAUGAAAAACAAAAUUUUGAACUAUUGUUAAACCAGCUUGAGCAAGAGAAACAAAGGCUUUCAGAAAAAGUUGAAAACUUUGAAAUUAUAGAACGAGAACUUGUCUUAGAAGUAGAGAGAAUGAGGUUAGAAUAUGGUAUAGCUUUUGGAGACAAGACACCUUCUCGACUAGAUGCAUUUGUGAAGACUUUAGAAGAAGACAGGGAUUACUAUAAAAGAGAGCUAGAAUAUCUUCAAAAGACGAUAAAACGAAGAGCUAGCCCGUGCCGUAGGUCUCCAGAAAAGAGUGAAGAUGUGAGGUUGAUCACGAGGGAAAGAGAUGAACUACAAUCUAUGUUGGAUAGAUUUGAAAAACACAUGAUAGAAAUUCAAUCCAAUGUCAAAUUACUGACUGCAGAAAGAGACAAAUUAAAUGUCCUUUAUGAACAGUCUCAGGAUGAAUUAAAUAGGUUAAGGAGAGAGGCAACGCAUACUUUAGUUUCUCAAAGUCACGUGGAAGAGGAAAGAGACAUUGCAUUAGCUGACUUCAGAAGAAUGAUGGCAGAAAAAGAAAGUCUAAGGGAGAAACUAAAGGUCCAACAGGAGGCAGCUGCCUUUGAGAAAUCAAAGAUGGAGCAUGACAUCGCAGAACUGGAAAACACUAUUUCUGGGUUUGAAACACAACAGUUUGAACUGAAGAGUACAAUCUCUGUACUGAAAGAAAGAAUAAACUUUCUGGAAGAUGAAUUAAAAAUAAAGUCUAAUAAACUUGCUCAGACAUCUGAUGACUCUUCACAAUUUAAAGCUGAUUUAUGCUCACUUCAGCUAUUAAAUGAACAACUACAGCGGUCCCUUGAAGAUAUUCAGCACCAAUCCUCUCUUAAAAAGGAUGAACUUCAGUCAGCUCAAGAGGAAAUUGCAAAGCUAGAGGAGAAAAUAGAUAGGUUAAACCAUAAGAGCUCUUCACAGGAUGAGACAGUGAAUGUGCUUAGAAGUACCAUUAGUGUCCUGGAUAAGGAAAAGGACAGUCUUCAGGAAACUGUAGAUGAAAAGACAGAAAGAAUUGCAUGUUUAGAUGACAACUUAGCUAACAAGGAAAAAACAAUUGCUAAUUUGAGACUAACUCUGUCAGAACUGGAAUCCUCCGUAGACCAACUAAAGGAGGCGCUGAGUAACAGAGAUCGGGAGUUAGCUAGUCUCCGUCGCCAGCUUGAUGCAUCUCAGGUAGAGCUUGCAGAAACAGGAAGAGUGAAGGAAAUGGCUCUGAAGGAGAACAGAAGAUUACAAGAUGAUCUAGCUAUAAUGGCCAGAGAAAACCAGGCAGUCACUACUGAACUGGAAGAAGCAGUACGUGAAAAAGAAGAAAUGAAGACUAGAGUUCAUAAUUACAUAACUGAAGUAUCCAGAUUUGAAAGCUUAAUGGCUUCAAAGGAACAAGAAAAUCAGGAAUUGUUAGAGAAGUUCCGAAUGCUCCACAACCAAGCUGAGGACUGGGAAGUCAAGGCCCAUCAAGCUGAGGGAGAAAGCAGCUCAAUACGUCUUGAACUCCUCUCUGUAGAUACUGAUAGACGACAUCUUCGAGAGAGAGUGGAACUUUUAGAAAAAGAAAUUCAAGAGCAUAUCAAUGCACACCAAGCAUAUGAAUCUCAGCUCUCUUCAAUUACAAAAAAUAUGUCCAGAUUGGAAGAGAAUCUCAAAUACGAACAAGAAGAAAAGUCUUCUUUAUUAGCUGACCUGGCUUCUAUGAGGGAACUGUGCAUGAAACUUGAGUCUAGCAAAGAACUUUUUUCACGACAGCUAACAUCCAAAAACAUGGAUUAUGAAAGGGUUCUGGCUGAAUUAGAAGAUAUAAAGUCAGAAGCAGAGCUGUUAAAAAAGCAAUUGUCCAGCGAACGACUUACUAUUCAGAAUCUUGAAACACUGCUCGCUACUAGCAGAGACAAAGAGUUUCAGAAUCAUUUAACAUCCCAUGAGAAAGAUUCAGAAAUUCAGUUACUUAAAGACAAGCUAACACUUGCCGAGAGCAAACUAACCAGUCAUAAUAGAGAAGUUUCCGUACUUCGAAGUAAAGUUGCACAGCUACAGACAGACUAUGAUGUUUUAAAAAGGCAACUGACAACUGAACGAUUUGAACGAGAGCGUGCAAUUCAGGAAAUGCGUCGACAUGGUCUGUCCACAUCUUCUGUACGUACCUCAUCUCCACUUAGUUCAACAAUGAGAUCUCCUUCCCAUUCUCCAGAGCGUGCAAUUGUAAGAACAACUGAUCGAGCAACAGCAGAAAAAAUGUGAGCUACAAGGAAUAACCAUACCUGGGAUAGUCUUAAAACUAAACUUGUAAUAGAAGGAUUAACUUGUUUCAAGGACUUUUGAAAAUGAUGAAGGUUGACAUGAAUUCUACCUCUGACUUGGCUUCAAAUCAGUGAUAACUUGUGAAGUUGUGUGUGCACAUGUCCUACAAUCAGCCUUGCAAAAUUGUAUUGUCCCUAUUUAUCUGGGGGUGACAAGGGUUUUUUUUUAUGGGUGCUUUUCAUUGCUUGUCGACGCACAGAAUUCACGCAUUAUAACAAAGUUGCAUGACAAUUUUGCAAAGCUAGUAUAAUAGCUAUAUAGAUUUAUGGUACAAAAGAAAAGCUGGGUCAGAAUAACUGAUGCAGCUUAUGAUUUCAAUGCUUAUUUAAAUUUGCUAAAAUCAGAUAUGGCUUCAGAAAUUUGUCCAUACUACAGCAUGAGCUGAUAUUGAGCAAAAACAGGCUUGGACUUUUUAAAAAGAUUUUAAAGAUUUGUUCAUGUACAGUAUGUUUGUUAUGGUUCUGGUGGAUUUCAGCGUGUUUUGGAUUUUUUUUUUACAAGUGCUUUCUGUUUGCAUGUCACUGCUUUUAUACACUCCAUGUCUUACAGAAUCUGUUUAUUUUCUGAAUGUAUUAUCAUCCUUGCUGUAGAUUUUUUCUUCUUCACAAAGAGAAGUGUCAAAUCAAUAGUUGUAUUUUAUAAAUUUACGUUAUAUGUCAUCUCUAAUAAAAACAAUAGUCUAGUCUUCUGCAAUACUAUUUAUAUUUUUAACUUAUUUUGCCAAUGUUAAUGAAAAGUAAUGGAAAUGAGAUUUUAAACUUGUACUGUAUUACAAUAUACUAAAUAUUACACAAUAGUUCUAUUUUACUUAAUAUGAAUAUUUCCAAACUAAAUCUGGAGAUAUUUUUCUAUUUUUUUUUUUAAAGAUCAGAACAAAAUCUGGAAUUGUUCAUGCAGUUGAGCUCAAGUUUUUAAAGAGCUGUGACACAGGGCCUUAUUAGGAUACAGUUCUACUAGGUAAGUGCAGUGAGGAUUAAUCUCUUUAAGAAAACUGAUAAAUGUGACAGACAAUUAUUAAAAGUUUAGGUCAAAGUAGGUUAUAUACUGUGCUACAUUCAUUUUUUAUAACACAUUAAAGCUGAUCUAUGUCAGAACUGUAUAUUUGGAUUCAUGUUAAUUGUCCUUCUCCAAAAUAUUAAAUUUGAAUAGUGCUUAAUAGUAUUUAGUAAUUCAAAAGAUAAUGUGACAAGUAUUUAUUGGUGUUAUAUAUAUAAUUAGAAGGGGAAACCUAUACUGUUGUAAUGCAUCCCUACUGACUGAUUUACAGCAUUCCAUUCAUAUAACUUUGAAGAAAAUCCUGUACUUUCCAGAUUCCACUAUGGACACCAAUAAGGCAUAAAGAACGUAUAAAAUGGCAUGGAAGAAUUAAACUUUGAACUUCGCUACACUUGGUCUCCCAUCUACAGUAUUUUGCAAUAAAAUUAUUAAGAUUGUGACUUAAUAAAAAUGUGUUUAAACUGGAA